AUGGUGAGGCGGAAGAAGAGCAUGGGGCGGCAGAAGAUCGAGAUCAAGAGGAUCCAGAACGAGGAGGCGCGGCAGGUUUGCUUCUCCAAGCGCCGAAGCGGAGUCUUCAAGAAGGCCAGCGAGCUGUCCAUCCUUUGCGGCGCUGAGAUUAGUGUCGUCGUCUUCUCCCCCGCCGGCAAGGUCUUCUCCUUCGGCCACCCCUCCGUCGAGGCCGUCGUCGACCGCUUUCUCGUCGGGAACCCACGCCGGCAGCACCCGGCGUGCAGCGGAGGCGGAGGCCUCGAUUCGCACCGCGAGGCAGCCGUGCGGGAGCUCAACAGAAAAUGCAUGGAGCUGCACGACAUGGUGGAGGCCGAGAAGAAGAAGCGCGACGCUCUCGAAAAAGAGAUCAAGAAGGAGAAGGAGGGGGAGGCGGGAAGUUGGUCUUGGGACGGCGACGAAGACGUGGAGAGACUCGGCAUGGAGGGGCUGCAGGAGCUGGAGCGUAGGCUAGUGGAGUUGAGGAGCGACGCGGCGAGGAGGGCGGACCAGCUGCUGCAAAAGAGCUUCGUGUUCAAGCCGCAAUUCCUGGCAGCGGCGCCGCUCGGCAGUGGCGGCGCCGGAGCGGCGGCGGGGGUGCAUGCAGUGAAGAAUGAAGCCGCCGACGUGCAUUAUCCAGGUCUCGACGCCGGCGGGUUCGGGGGCUACGGGCACGGUUUCUUUAGCUCCACAAUCUAA
This is a messenger RNA of Zingiber officinale, 717 nucleotides long. Its product is annotated as agamous-like MADS-box protein AGL62. The coding region runs from base 1 to 717 and encodes 238 amino acids. Gene Ontology annotation, biological process: positive regulation of transcription by RNA polymerase II. NCBI's taxonomy places the organism in Eukaryota, Viridiplantae, Streptophyta, Magnoliopsida, Zingiberales, Zingiberaceae. The record is from RefSeq and is a predicted model, not a curated record. Gene Ontology annotation, molecular function: RNA polymerase II cis-regulatory region sequence-specific DNA binding; protein dimerization activity; DNA-binding transcription factor activity, RNA polymerase II-specific. The transcript has a single exon.